AUGUCGUUGGCUAGGAUAGGAUCAUGUGGCACCUCACCUGGUCACACUAUUCGGAUAGGAUCAUGUGGCACCUCACCUGGUCACACUAUUCGGAUAGGAUCAUGUGGCACCUCACCUGGUCACACUAUUCGGAUAGGAUCAUGUGGCACCUCACCUGGUCACACUAUUCGGAUAGGAUCAUGUGGCACCUCACCUGGUCACACUAUUCGGAUAGGAUCAUGUGGCACCUCACCUGGUCACACUAUUCGGAUAGGAUCAUGUGGCACCUCACCUGGUCACACUAUUCGGAUAGGAUCAUGUGGCACCUCACCUGGUCACACUAUUCGGAUAGGAUCAUGUGGCACCUCACCUGGUCACACUAUUCGGAUAGGAUCAUGUGGCACCUCACCUGGUCACACUAUUCGGAUAGGAUCAUGUGGCACCUCACCUGGUCACACUAUUCGGAUAGGAUCAUGUGGCACCUCACCUGGUCACACUAUUCGGAUAGGAUCAUGUGGCACCUCACCUGGUCACACUAUUCGGAUAGGAUCAUGUGGCACCUCACCUGGUCACACUAUUCGGAUAGGAUCAUGUGGCACCUCACCUGGUCACACUAUUCGGAUAGGAUCAUGUGGCACCUCACCUGGUCACACUAUUCGGAUAGGAUCAUGUGGCACCUCACCUGGUCACACUAUUCGGAUAGGAUCAUGUGGCACCUCACCUGGUCACACUAUUCGGAUAGGAUCAUGUGGCACCUCACCUGGUCACACUAUUCGGAUAGGAUCAUGUGGCACCUCACCUGGUCACACUAUUCGGAUAGGAUCAUGUGGCACCUCACCUGGUCACACUAUUCGGAUAGGAUCAUGUGGCACCUCACCUGGUCACACUAUUCGGAUAGGAUCAUGUGGCACCUCACCUGGUCACACUAUUCGGAUAGGAUCAUGUGGCACCUCACCUGGUCACACUAUUCGGAUAGGAUCAUGUGGCACCUCACCUGGUCACACUAUUCGGAUAGGAUCAUGUGGCACCUCACCUGGUCACACUAUUCGGAUAGGAUCAUGUGGCACCUCACCUGGUCACACUAUUCAUGCAACGGUUUUACAAAAGCUGUGA
Messenger RNA from Pecten maximus, 1092 nucleotides. Its product is annotated as keratin-associated protein 5-4-like. The coding region runs from base 1 to 1092 and encodes 363 amino acids. The record is from RefSeq and is a predicted model, not a curated record. NCBI's taxonomy places the organism in Eukaryota, Metazoa, Mollusca, Bivalvia, Pectinida, Pectinidae. The transcript has a single exon.